Messenger RNA from Alternaria burnsii, 2415 nucleotides. RefSeq names its product glycoside hydrolase family 78 protein. Gene Ontology annotation, biological process: carbohydrate metabolic process. The coding region runs from base 1 to 2415 and encodes 804 amino acids. Lineage: Eukaryota; Fungi; Ascomycota; Dothideomycetes; Pleosporales; Pleosporaceae. The transcript has 2 exons. The record is from RefSeq and is a predicted model, not a curated record.
AUGCGCCUCUUCACACUUGCUCUAGGACUUAAUGUGCUAGCUGGGUUGGGUCCUUCGUCUGCGGAGGGAUUAGCCAGCGAUCCAAUAACUAUCAUUCUUGGUUCUAAUAGUACCAUCACCCUGAAAGGCAACUCAUCUACAUCUGAAGUAAUCCUCGACUAUGGCGCCAACGUUGAAGGCUUCCCAGCAUUCGAGAUUACUAGUGUUAGCGGCGACACGUCAAGGCUCCAGAUUACUUAUAGCGAAUCUCUUGCUGUUUUGCUGAGUUCUCCUACUAGCGAUGGCCCGCUUGGACUGGCCGCUGCCAUGGAUACCUAUCGAAUUAAUAACUACAACAUUACCGAGCCAACGAACAAAACGAACAGACUCAUCCAGGGAGGCUUUCGCUACCAAAAGUUGGCUCUCUUGACCCCAGGCGAUAUGGUAUUAGCCAAAGUGGGCGUGAGACCAUCGGUUUCCACAACGCCCAUCACUUCGCUUCCUGGGUCCUUUCAGUGUUCCGAUGACCGAAUCAAUCAGAUUUGGAACGUGGGCGCAAGAACUAUCCAAAUGAACGAGAUUCCUGCACGUUCCAUUCCUGAUUUCUGGGAAGUAUCUUCCGAGGGAUCGUUGGUGCACAGUUUAGCGCCACAAAGCCUGUCCGGUGUCGUUGCAUCGUCACUCAUGGAGUACGAGAUCGAGUUCGACGUCAGACCUAUCGCUGGUGGUUUCUCAUUCUCUGCUCUCGCAAGUACGCUGAACGAUGGUGUCUAUAUUUGGUGCAACAUCGCCAAUGGAUCGAUUAGCGCGAACUCGGGAUCUUCAGAGAGUGUCGACUUCCUCGCGUUUGCUACUCUGCCAGCCAACAUCACGGUCGGGGACUGGUACCAUGUGAAGGCUGCUAUCAACGCUGAGUCAAUCUCCAUCUACGUCGGCUCGAUCAAGGUACUGGAAUUUUCGCAGACCUACGCUUUUUACGGUUCCUCUGGACUAGGUGCUGCUCUUGGUCAGUCUGCAAUGUUCCGUAAUUUCACCUUGGCUAGCCCAGCAGUCAACUUUGAAUACUCGACACAGCUGACCGACACCACGUUCCUUCCGGACUUUCUCAUGGGCACUAAUCCUCUCGCCGCCGCUGUGGAUGGUUCGAAACGCGACCGUAUUUCUUACGCUGGAGAUCUUGAUGUUGCUGUUGGCUCUACCAUGGUUAGCACGGUCGGUGUUGAAUACAUCAUGGGGACUCUAGAGCUAUUGGGCUCCUCGCAGAUGACACCCGGUUUCUUCAGUCCGACGGCAAAAAUCCAGCAGGAGCCAUAUUCUAAGCCCCUCGAGAGCAAUAUCACUGGACUUAUCGGCUACUCCUUCAACAUGGUCACAGCAGUCGCCAAUUUCUACCAGUAUACAGGAAACACGAGCAUUGCGAAGGAGUGGGCACCCAAAGUUGUUCGCAUGCUAGACUGGGCAGAUUCUCAGGUCCUUCCUGGUAACGGGCUGUUCAACAUCUCUAAUCCUGCUUUCGGUGGCGACUGGAACUAUUACGACCCUUCACAAAGCGGCGUUGUGACCAAGUUCAACAUGGUUUACGCCUAUGCGCUCCAGUCCUCUCUCACCAUGUUAGAUGAUGCGGGUGUCAAUACAACUACAUAUCGGUCUCGUUUGGAUGCACUCCGUGCAGCAAUCAACACCCAUCUCUGGAACAACGAACUUGGAGCCUUUUAUAUCUCUGAAGCUCUAACAAAUAGCUUUGGACAAGACAGUAACGCCCUUGCCAUCCUUGCAGGAGUAACGAACUCAAAUCACACUUCGUCGCAAGUGUUGAGCACUUUGUCAGAACUUUCCACACCAAGCGGGCCUCUAGCAUUCUCCAACGGUACCGUUGCUGCCGGUUUCCGAAAACUCAUCAGCCCAUAUGCUUCAGCUUAUCAUCUCAGAGCAGCGUUUGCUGCAGGAGACGCAACGGUCGCCAACGAGCUGCUGCAUUCUCUAUGGUACCCGAUGGCUGAUCCCGCUGGUGCGAACUAUACCGGAUGCUUCUGGGAAACCCUCGACGCAAAUGGCGGACCUGGAUUAGGAGCAAUCACCAGCCUUUGUCACGCAUGGGCGUCUGGACCCACAGGCGAACUCAGUACCUACGUACUGGGUGCGACAGCUACUAAACCUGGUUUUCAGGAGUGGCGGGUUUCGCCAAUGACUCUAGGAUUGUCUUGGGCAGCUGGCACAAUCCCUGUGCCAAAUGGUGGUAUCUACGUUGCGUGGAAUGCGACUGAGGGGCAAAUUAUCCACCUAACGAUCGAGAGCCCUGCUGAUACCAAGGGUGUUGUUUCUCUACCCGCCUGCGGUGACGACCCGACCUGGAAAUUGAAUGGACAAGCUAUUAGUACUAGUAACGGCACUUUUGCUGUUAACGGUGGGCAAAAUCUUGUAUUUUCGCUUUCUUAA